AUGAGAGGUGACCAGAAAACGGCGCAAAGACCAGAGGAUCAACCAAGAAAGACAAUACAUAGGCAGAAUAUGAGAGGUGACCAGAAAACGGCGCAAAGACCAGAGGAUCAACCAAGAAAGACAAUACAUAGACAGAAUAUGAGAGGUGACCAGAAAACGGCGCAAAGACCAGAGGAUCAACCAAGAAAGACAAUACAUAGACAGAAUAUGAGAGGUGACCAGAAAACGGCGCAAAUAUCAGAGGAUCAACCAAGAAAGACAAUACAUAGACAGAAUAUGAGAGGUGACCAGAAAACGGCGCAAAGACCAGAGGAUCAACCAAGAAAGACAAUACAUAGACAGAAUAUGAGAGGUGACCAGAAAACGGCGCAAAGACCAGAGGAUCAACCAAGAAAGACAAUACAUAGACAGAAUAUGAGAGGUGACCAGAAAACGGCGCAAAGACCAGAGGAUCAACCAAGAAAGACAAUGCAUAGACAGAAUAUGAGAGGUGACCAGAAAACGGCGCAAAGACCAGAGGAUCAACCAAGAAAGACAAUACAUAGACAGAAUAUGAGAGGUGACCAGAAAACGGCGCAAAGACCAGAGGAUCAACCAAGAAAGACAAUACAUAGACAGAAUAUGAGAGGUGACCAGAAAACGGCGCAAAGACCAGAGGAUCAACCAAGAAAGACAAUACAUAGACAGAAUAUGAGAGGUGACCAGAAAACGGCGCAAAGACCAGAGGAUCAACCAAGAAAGACACUACACAUAGACAGAAUAUGA
Messenger RNA from Mya arenaria, 765 nucleotides. Its product is annotated as activating signal cointegrator 1 complex subunit 2 homolog. NCBI's taxonomy places the organism in Eukaryota, Metazoa, Mollusca, Bivalvia, Myida, Myidae. The transcript has a single exon. Bases 1 to 765 code for a protein of 254 amino acids. The record is from RefSeq and is a predicted model, not a curated record.